Molecule: messenger RNA, 864 nt
Organism: Ceratitis capitata (Mediterranean fruit fly)
Lineage: Eukaryota; Metazoa; Arthropoda; Insecta; Diptera; Tephritidae
Product: fibroin heavy chain
Exons: 2
Coding region: 94-837 (247 amino acids)
Source: RefSeq, a predicted model, not a curated record
GUGCGUUUAGUUGUCGAACUCGAAUUUCAUUAGACUGUUAUUUUUCGAAAAAAUACAUAAAAUAUAUAUAUUUUAAAAAACAAAUAAAUCAAAAUGAAACUCUUCCUCGCACUCUUUGCACUCGUUGCCAGCACAGCUGCCGAUGUGAGCCAUCUGAGCCGUGAAUAUCUUCCCCCUGUGCAACACGAUCAUCACGCACAGCAUGGAGGCGCUGCCGCCACACACUUUGGUAGUAUAAGCGGCUCAAGCGCUGGUGCCAGCGCCGGACCCAGCGGUACUGUGACCUACACUAGUCAACAACACAGUUUCGAUUAUGGUCAGCAAGCGGUCGCAGCAGCAGCGCCAGCCGCAGAAGAGCCCGCAGUAUCCGAGCCUGUUGCACCAGCUGAUGACGGCCCAGCUGUCGCUUAUGGUUCAUACGAUGCGGGUGAUCAACAACAAUAUCAAUUUGUACCUGAGGCACAACAACAAGUGGAUGCUGGUGUGGGCGGUGGUAACGCUGGCGUUGUAGGUGCUGACGGUGGUAGUGGUGUGGUGGAUGUUGCUGAUGGUGCAUUCAGUGGUAGUUACGAUUUGGGCGCUCAAGAUGCUGGUGUACAAGAUGUAGCCGACAACAGUUUGUCCGAUAGUUAUGGCAACUCUGUGGCUCAUGUGAGCUUGGCUGCAGCGCAAGGUCCUACCAUCCGCGCGCCACAACCUGCCGUAUCGCACGUCGCAUCGCAUGAUGCUGUGGCAGAGUAUGUUGGUGCGGGUGCUGGUGCUGGCUUUGGUGGUAGUGUCAGCGGCUCCUCGGGCCUGGAUACACAAUAUGGCUCCAAUGGUGGCUAUAUUUACUAAAUAGUUUUUAAAUGUUUUUAAGACCUU